Sporothrix brasiliensis 5110 is the source of this 1968-nucleotide messenger RNA. RefSeq lists its product as uncharacterized. Lineage: Eukaryota; Fungi; Ascomycota; Sordariomycetes; Ophiostomatales; Ophiostomataceae. The coding region runs from base 1 to 1968 and encodes 655 amino acids. The transcript has 2 exons. The record is from RefSeq and is a predicted model, not a curated record.
AUGACCGACCGGCAAGGCAGCCCGCCGCCGACGGACCUGGGCACGACCACGACCACGUCGACGAGCGGCGACGACGCGGCCAGCAGUGAUCUGCUGGCGCAGCUCUACCGCGACAGGGCGGCGCUGCAGCAGCAGCUGGACGACGAGCGGCGGCUGCGGCGCGAGGCCGAGGACAUUAUCGACCAGCGGCAGGACGAGGUGUACGAGCGGGAUGCGCUGGUGCGGGCGCUGCGCGAGGAGCUGCGAAAGAGCGGCGGCGGCGGCGGUGACCACGGCCACGCCGGGCCGGACAAUGAUCAGCGAAAGGCGGAGCCGGGCAGGGCCCCGCCACCCAUUCCCAUUCUCGCGGGGCCGUCCCCUGCCGUCGACCCCGGCCUCACCAAGGCCCAGGCCAAGGCCGCCUACGCGGCGCUCAUCGCGUCCAUCCAGUCCUUUGUCGCGGCGCGUCUGGCGCCCGUCUUUGCCGUGCCGACGCGCGACCUCGAGACCGCCGUUGCCGCCGUCCACGCAGCCACGGACGCCGACACGUUGACGCCGGCGAACCCCGCCGCAGCCGCAGCCGCAGCCGCGGACGCCCCUGCGUCGCCGCCCGCCGCCGCCCCCAGCACGUACUACACCGUGGCCCGCCCGCGCGUGCUGCUGCGGCUCAUGACCCCGCGCGCGCGCAUGUUCCUGCGGCUCAAGGGCGCCGACAGCGUGCACUUUUACGCCAUCCUCAUCGAGUUUUUGCGGCGCCGCGUCUUUGACGAGCCGUACGGCGGCAUCCUCAAGCUCAGCGGCGGGCCUGUGCCGCCGCUGCUUCUCGGCGACUAUGACCUCGGGCUUUCGCCGACGACGCCGACGCCGACGCCGACUUCGCCGCCAGAGCCGAACAGCGUGCCCGAGCCCAAGACGGCCCGCGUGGAAGGCAAACGCUACCCGCCGGGUCCGCGGCCGCUCAACAAGAUCGAGGCGCGCCUGGAGCGGGCCGACGGCCUGGCCCGGCAGCUGGGGGCGUUGCUGCACGACAUGGAGGCGGAGCCGAUUUCGGUGUCGGUGCCGGGCCCGGUGCCAGUGUCCACAGCUGCGCCGGCCGCUCCACCCCGGCCGUCGCGCCACCCCGAAGCACGCCGUUUUCGUGUGCAGCUGAUCGACCGCAUCCUGGGCGUCGUUCCCGAGACGCUGACAUCCUCCACCACCGCUGCGUCGGCCCGCGUGGCCGCGCUGGCCCGGUACAUUGACACCCGCGUCGUGCACUUGUCGGCGGAUCUGUCGCGGGCGCUGCUGCCUCUGGAGAUGGCCCGGCAAGUGGCGGAGGCGACCACAGCAACAUCGUCGACGACACCGACAACGACAGACGCCGCUGCCCGCCACGCCGUCGACAGGCGUGCCGCCACGUAUGCCUCCCUGGAACGGCAGGUGGCCGCCGACGUGGUCCGCCCCGCCGUCGAGCUGGCCGUCGCGCUGCAGCUGGCCGUCCCCGAGUACAGCGUGCGCUGGCUCGAGCACGCCAAGGACAGCCCGAGCCUGUCGGUGUGCGAGGCGCUGGGGCUGGACGCGCAGCGGAUCCGGUUUCGCGGCGACAAAGACGAUGCCGACGACGAUGCCGACGACGGCGACGGCAGCAGCAGCAAAAUCGCCGACGAGCCGUACAGCUUCGUCUUUGACAUUACGCCGGCCCUGUCCAUGCGCGACGUCGACGCCAGCAACAACGGCCGGGACUACGUCCCCGACGCCGUCAUCUACGCGCAAGGCGUCCUCGUGCAGCAGGGCCAGGUGGGCACGGAGCGCACGUUUGUGCACUGGCUGCACGAGACGGGCAUCAAGCCAAAGGACACUCUCUCGGUGCCCAAGGCCUGGCCCAAGGCGGGCAAGGAGCUUGAGGAGAGACGGAAACUGAGAGACGAGCGGCGGCGAGCCGAGGCGAUGGAGUUGGCGAAGGCGCUGGAGAUGCCGAUACAAGACGCGGCACGACGUACGAUAGCAUGA